UCCAUUAUUGAUGUCAUUGAUAAAGAUGUUAAAGAACACUGGUCCCAAGACAGACCCCUGGGGGACGCCACUUAUUACUGGCUUCCACCUGGAUAUAGAACCAUUAAUCACCUAGCCCUAAAGCUAAUAACAGUGAAAGAAAGAUGAGCUCAAACUAGACUGCAUGAAGAGAAUAGUGAAAGAAAUAGUGAAAAAAAACAAAUUUGGUCUCAAUGGCUUUAGAAGGUCUGAUAGUUGUUUAACUAAUCCUGACAAAAGCUGGGAGAGGACAUCAUCACUUGAGAGUUAUGGGUGAAUAAACAUCACUAAGGAAAAUUAAGUCAACUGACAGUUCUGCCAGAAGAUCACAUGAAUGUAAACAUUAAUAAAUUGAAUGUGUACUUAAAAGAACACGUGAUCUUGGCAUCAAUAGUAUUGUAAUAGUCUUUUAGUGCAAACAUUAGUGAUGAAACAAAACUGAAUAUAUACUGUCAUUAUGAAAGUGAUUACGUGAUACCUUUGCCCACAGAGAUGGACAUGAUGACAUUAGAUGUUUCUGUUGUUCCUUACACAAAGAUGAAUAUUACUGAAACUGGUAAUUUUACCUACAGAAAGCAAAUAGCAGGUCAGAGCAUGCUAUAGAAAAUAUACGUAAAAGAGGAUAUGUCUAUUAUCUGUUAUCAACUCCACAUAUUUGUGGAAAGGUUCACAUUUCCUUAAGAAAAAAAAAAAGACUUAUUUUGUGUAAUGCCAAAUAGACAUAGAAAUUCACUUCAAGUUUCAUUCAGAUGUGGAUAACUAGUUUUACUGAAGCUACUCUGCUUUUGCAGAUUUAGUCUUUUGAGGAACAGAAUUGAAGGCCAUAUGAAAAGGGCAUUUUAGAGCAUUCUGACAUACAAAAGAAAGCUGGGGUUUAUGGGACCACACAUUAACAGAGUAAAUGGUAGUCUUGUUCUGUAUUUUCCUAGUUCCUCAUACUUAAAAUGGAAAGAGUGAAUAUGUGAGAUUGUCUGGCCAUGGGGAUGAUAAGAUGCCAGUUUCAAGCAUGCCAGUGCUGGGAUCAAGAUAAUGGAUCUCUUCUAUUCCAGGAGACAUGGUGAUCUCCUUGUGGGUGGAACUACCUGACUAGAUAAAAGUAUAGAUCAGUCUGCUCUGAAAAUACCUUCCAAGAAGAAGGUUGCCUGAUGGUUAAGUUUGCUCUGAGUGUAUCACCUGAUUACCUAGAUAAGCUUUUUUACAAAAUUUUAAGAAGAAAUUCAGUAUUAUCCUGGACUCCACAUUUGGCUUGGACUUUUUUUUAUCCCCUUCUUUAUUGAUUCAGAUGGGCCAUCAUCUGUUGCAAGUACAAUUGGAACUGUGGACGCAGAGUUCUGCAAUCCAAGUUUCUUUAUGCUUUAAAAUAGGGAAGUUGGACUAAAAGUUCCAGAAAGGUCAACUUAUGCAUCUGUAGCAGUAUGAAUAGCUCUUAGGACGGGUGUAAAUAAAAUAUACUUGAAGUUUCUUAAUACCAUCAAAGAGAAAUCAAAUUGUAAGAAGUCGAGUUUUUUUGAGGGUAAACCUAGGAACAGUCUGUCUUAAAUGACCAUUAAAAUCUGUAACGUGCUCCUUGGUCUGCUUCCUGUGGACUCUGUUGAAAAAAUUAUUGCAGGUGGCUACUAUGUUGGAUACAUUACUUUUCAAAGUAUGUUUGUAUAUAUUUUGCAAAGUGGAAGUAUUAUACAAUUCAGUGUAAAUGUCACUUAAAUUUAGUGCAUGGGACUCGCAAACCAAUUUCAGUGCUAGGAUUUUUGGUUUAUGGCGUAGUGAUUAAAAAGAAAAAUAAUGACCAUAAAAUCAAUUACUUAUUUUUCCAUUUCAGGUUCAUGAAUAGAUUGAAGAAAACAUGGCCAAUCGAGAUUACAUUAGCAGACCUAUUUGCAAUGGAAUUUCUGUUCCUGAAAAUAAAAUUAAUUCCUUAGUGGCUGAAGGUCAUGGACAACAAAUUCUAAAAGUACUACAGAAGUUCAGAGAACAAAAUAUAUUUUUUGACUUCAAAAUUAUUGUGAAAGAUGAAGUAAUUCCUUGUCAUCGUUGUGUACUGGCAGCUUGCAGUGAUUUUUUCAGAGCCAUGUUUGAAGUUAAUAUGAAAGAACGAGAUGAUGGCAAUGUUACUAUUAGUAAUCUAUCACCCAAGGCAGUGAAAGCUUUUCUUGAUUACGCUUACACGGGAAAAACAGAGAUAACAAAUGAUAACGUGGAAAUGCUCUUCCAGCUAUCAUCAUUUCUUCAAGUUUCACUCCUUUCCAAAGCUUGCAGUGACUUUCUAAUAAAAAGUAUCGAUCUUGUCAAUUGCUUACAGUUGCUUUCUCUGUCAGAAAGUUAUGGUUCUGUCCGCUUAUUUGAUCAUGCACUAGAUUUUGUACAGCACCACUUUUCCCUGCUACUAAGAUCAAGUGACUUUUUGGAGAUGAAUUUUGAGAUAUUACAAAAAUGUCUCGAAGCUGAUGAACUAAAUGUCCCUGAGGAAGAAUCAGUCUUGAAUGCUGUUCUUCAAUGGACCAAACAUAACAUAGAAACACGACAGAAAUAUCUGCCUAAUUUGAUCAAAAAAGUGAGGCUACACCAGUUACCCGAAAAGACUUUGCAAGACUUUCUGCAUUCAGAAGAAUAUUUACUUAAAAGUGCUAAUUGUUCAGUAAUAAUCAAUGAUGCAGUCAAAAGUGUGCAAGACUUCAGCGGACUAUUUCCAGAUGCACGUCCUUCAACAACAGAAAAAUACAUAUUUGUUCAUAAAACCGAUGAAGACGGAGAAAACAGGCAUACAUUUUGCUACAACAUCAAAACAGAUAAAUGGAAAGAAUUACCACAUACACACAUGAUUGAUCUUCCAGGGUCAAGCUUAUCUAGCUAUGGAGAGAAAAUAUUUAUAACUGGAGGAUGCAACGGGAAUUGUUACAGGACAGUCAGGCUUCAUAUCGCUGAACCGUUUCAUGAUGCCACUGACCAAACCUGGUGCUACUGUCCAGUCCGCAAUGAAUUCUCCAUAGUGUCAGCUAUGAGAAAACCAAGGACAAUGCACACAUCUGUUGUCACCUUAAACCAGUUAUUUGUAAUAGGUGGAAAGACCAGAGGAGCUCAAGAAACCCGAAGUCUUUUGGAUGUAGAAUCAUAUAAUCCUCUCUCCAAAGACUGGAAAUCUGUAAGCCAGUUACCAAGAGGUAUCUACUAUCCAGAAGCAAGUGCAUGUCAGAAUAUAAUUUACGUCCUUGGCUCAGAAGUGGAGAUUACGGAUGCCUUUAAUCCGUCUCUUGACUGUUUCUUUAAGUAUAACGCUAUGACUGAUCAGUGGUCGGAGCUUGUAGCAGAAUUCGGGCAGUUUUUCCAUGCAACUCUAAUCAAAGCUGUUCCAGUGAACUGCACGUUGUACAUAUGUGAUCUCUCCACCUACAAAGUCUACAGCUUUUGCCCAGAAACCUGUGUUUGGAAAGGGGAAGGAUCUUUUGAAUGUGCUGGCUUUAAUGCAGGGGCAGUUGGGACAGAAGACAAAAUUUAUAUCUUAGGCGGUGAUUAUGCUCCAGAAGAAAUCACAGACGAAGUUCAAGUCUACCACAGUAAUAGGUCUGAGUGGGAAGAAGUUUCCCCAAUGCCAAGAGCCUUAACUGAAUUUUACUGUCAGGUUAUUCAGUUUAAUAAGUACAGGGACCCAUGGUCAUCUGUAAUGACAAUUUGCUCUGGAGAAUUUUGAAAUUCCUGAGUCAAAAUGAUCUAUUUAAAUGCACAAAUUUUAGAACAGAUUUUUCAGUAUUAGUCUGCAGAAAAAUAUGUAUUAUUUUUGUUUUAAAUGUUCAGUUUAAAUUGUCUGCUAUAAAAGCGUUUCUGAAAGGGUCUAUAAAAUUCCCAUUCAUCCUAGCCAUUAUAUAUUAAGAAUUACUUAGUUUUAUAUACAAGUCUUCUCUAUAAUUAACUGAAUAAUUUGAAAAUACUACUUUUCAGAAAAAAAGUUAUGAGGAAUUUAUUUUGUAAUAUGUGCCAUUAUUUCUGUAAUAAUCAGUUGCCCCAGGUGAUAAAUUGCUGAAUGAGGAAACUGAUAGUGAUACUGUUUUCCCUAUGUAACUGAAGUUUAAAGAAAUCUGCAUUCAUGCUGGUUUUUGUUUUUUUUUUGUUUAUAUAUAUAUAUUCACAAACCUGUUAGAGAACUUCAUUGUCAGUUUUAUCUUAUUAGAAUGACCUGAGCAAGGGGAAAAGCCAAAGUGACCUUCACAGCAUCUUCAUAGCAUUAAAACCAGGUGUCUAACUUGAAGAGACUGAAUAUUCCCAUCAUCUUACAUCAGCUCUUCAGUUGCACCAGUUUUUUUCCAUCCUUGUGCCUUAGUAGUAGCUGUACUUUCUGUUUUCAUCCCGUCGCUGUGGCAAGACAAACUUUGAUAACAUUUUGCAGGGUGAGCAAGAUUUCUACAGGGUGGAUGAUUCAAGUGGGAACUUUGCUGCACAGGUGGUCAUCUCAAUCACUGCAAGAAAAAACACUUCAGGAUGUUUUCUAACAGAAGUCUUCCAUCUCUGAAGUCUGCAUCUCUUUCUGCUAAGCAGCCAAUAGGCUGCUUACAGCAGAAAGUUGCAAAAUUAAGUUUUAGUUGUUGCUUCAGUUAACUACCGGAAAAGUUCGUAUCUUGUAAUACACAGAAUACAAAGUUAGGAAAAAAAACAAACCCGUACUUAAAGUAAGUAGCAUUUCUGAAGGGAAAUAAAUCAUUUUUUAAAACUUCUGUACUAUUUUAAAUUAAUUAAAACACUUUCAUCUUCAUGGCAAUUAUAGGUGAUAAGUUAUUACAAGGUAAACACUAUGCAAUAUAUUGCUAGAGAAACUAUAGUAAUCUAUUAUGUUAAAAUUGUAAUGGAUUUUCAGUAUUAAUACUACUGUGAAGUAAAUUUGAUCUGAUGCAUACAGAGUGUCUGUCCAACAGGACACUGGAAUUAUCUAGGUUUCAUAAACUCACUUGUAAUCUUCCACAGCCAGAGAAUUUUCUUUCUUUCCAGAUAUUUAAAUAAGAUUUUACUAGCCCUUAUGUACUAAUGAGGUCAUAAAGUUGUGUAACGCCAGACAGAAUGGUUCUAAACAUCUAAGCAUGUAUUUUCCAAGCAGCUUAAAAAUGAACAAAAUUUAGUGAGUUACCUAAUGAUCUUUUACAUGGCUUCAGACAACCACUGUAAUUUUGCUACAUCUCUGCUGCAUGUAGUUUUGGCAAAAGUAAAACUCAGUAUUAAUGCUUAAGACUUAAUAUUGCCUAGCAACAUAUUUCUCUUUCAAACAGUAAACAGUGGAAAUCUACAAUUUUGUCAUUUGUAUAAUUUAUGAUAUCUUUCAAAAAGUUAGAUAAUAUUAUAAAUAUUUUCAUAAAGGUGUAAGUGAAAAUUAUGCGCAUUUGGAUAACCUAUUAAUAGUGGAACUUUCCCCCUCAGUAAUUUCUAUUAAGAUAUGUGUCAGUUCUGUAGAAGUAAAUAGUUUCUUGUAGUAGUAUUUCAGGUAACUUCCACAUUUAUUUUGAUCUUUUCAUAGUGAAUCUCCAUAUUAUAAGUAGAGUUAGACCGGUAACCUUUACAAUCAUUUUUAUAUCAGAACAUGGCUACUGUCUGUUAGUAAAAAUGAUAUGUAUUGAAUAGUUUAGGAGAGAUGGAGAAUACUAUUCCAGCUUAUUAAAUUAUGAAGGGGAAAAAAAAUAGGAAUAUAGGAGAAUAGGAAUUUUAGCAUUCGUAGGCUAGUUAAGGUAGCAUAGACUUCAUUUAAUUAUCACAACUUGUCACUUUCCAUCAGAAGUACAAGGCUGCACAGAACUGCCAGGUGAUAACCUGAACCAGUGGUUGAGCAUCAGGUGAGAAGGCAUGGCUAACCCAGGGAGCUUGGGUGCAAGCAAUACACCUGAGUGGCUGAAAGAGUGGACCUUGGACCCAUCCCUCCUCAUCCUUAUUUAUGGGUAGCAGCUGAGGGAGCAGAAUCUCCUUGGAUAGAGGUUGCACUCGAGCUAUCACUGGUUAUUGGAAGGAGAGAGCAAUUUUUCUUUGUUAUCUUCUGUUGCUCCAUAGCGCUUAUAUCCAAGUAGGAGGUGCUGUCAUUGUCUUCUUUUGCUGCACAGAGGCCCAAUUCUUGUUUGCUUGUAGUUUUGUGCUCUUUUUAUACCCAAGUAAUGACCAUGUAAUUUAUGCAAUGACAACAUUAUGCCCAUUUUAUAUGGGUAUAAACAGCUAUGCAAGUUGGAAGAGACUAGAGAACUUAAAGUUACUUUCUGUUGCUUCUGUUGUGAGCAAAUUGCUGGGUUGCAUGAACAGCACUGAGUCAGUCACAAGUUCAGGUGAUGCUCUUUCUUCCAAGUAUUUUCUCACAGUUUCUUUUAUUUGAUAUAUUUGCUGUAUGCAUAUACCUCUGCCAUACGACACCCAACAGAGCGUAUGUGGUAAAUUCCUCCUUAUUCACACACACAUAUGUGUAUAUAAACCUAAAGAUAACUUUAUUGGGAAAAAAGACAUACUUCUUUAAUAUUCUGCAUUACAUUUGCACAGGAACUAAAGUCAGUUCCCAGUCCAACCAAUCAUUCGUGAAUUUCAAAUGGUGUUGUCUCGCUCUCUUAAUUGCUGACAAGGAAAUUAAUUAGUAGCAUCAGUUCCUUUUUACUAUUUAUUACAAAGUUACUGUGAAAUAGAAUGAAUUUUCUUCUAUGUAGGUCUCAUGGAAGGGAAAAAAGGUUAUUUGCUGUAAUUUCAACGUGAUAGGAGAAGGGGAAAUGGUUUCAAACUGAAAGAGGGAGGGGAGAUAUA
Molecule: messenger RNA, 6765 nt
Organism: Meleagris gallopavo (turkey)
Lineage: Eukaryota; Metazoa; Chordata; Aves; Galliformes; Phasianidae
Source: RefSeq, a predicted model, not a curated record